Dendrobium catenatum is the source of this 1669-nucleotide messenger RNA. Its product is annotated as CBL-interacting protein kinase 32. Gene Ontology annotation, biological process: protein phosphorylation; signal transduction. Gene Ontology annotation, molecular function: protein kinase activity; ATP binding. The transcript has 15 exons. The record is from RefSeq and is a predicted model, not a curated record. Lineage: Eukaryota; Viridiplantae; Streptophyta; Magnoliopsida; Asparagales; Orchidaceae. Bases 227 to 1519 code for a protein of 430 amino acids.
GCUUGGGUGUUGCCAAACGAUACUGAGCCUGGUUACGAAACAAGGAGACCACCUUCCCUAUUUCACCCAUCUAUUCAUGCACAAUGUUGGCUUUGAACAAACUUGUUCUGCAUCUUCCUCUUCAUUCUUUUCCCCGCCCUUGGUUUCUUCCCAUUUGCAUUCUGAAAGAGCUGGGAAGAGAUGAAAGCCUCUACUUUGCUUAAGAAGAUAUCAGUUGACUAGCAAGAUGAGUGUACAAAAGGCGAAGCGUCAAGUAGGUAAAUACGAGCUCGGCCAAACAAUUGGCAUAGGAACGUUUGCAAAAGUGAGGCUUGCAAGGAACUUGGACACGGGAGAACAUGUUGCAAUAAAGAUACUUUUAAAGGAGAAGGUUCUAAAGCAUAAAUUGCCUGAGCAGAUUAUGCGGGAAAUUGCUACCAUGAAGUUAAUAAAGCAUCCAAAUGUUAUCCGACUGCUAGAGGUAAUGGGCAGCAAAUCAAAGAUCUUCAUCGUUCUUGAAUAUGCUACUGGUGGAGAGCUGUUUAAUAAUAUUGUUAAUCAUGGAAGAAUGGGAGAAGUUGAAGCAAGGAGAUAUUUUCAUCAAUUGAUUUAUGCUAUUGAUUUUUGCCACAGCAGGGGUGUCUACCACAGGGACUUAAAACUGGAAAAUCUGUUAGUUGAUGCAUCUGGCAACCUCAAAGUUUCUGACUUUGGCUUUAGUGCACUUCAUCAACAACUUAGGGAUGAUGGCUUGCUUCACACUACGUGCGGAACUCCAAAUUAUGUACCUCCUGAGGUUCUUAAAAAUAGAGGCUAUGAUGGAGCUCCUGCUGAUCUGUGGUCAUGUGGGGUUAUCCUGUUUACAUUACUUGCGGGAUACUUACCUUUUGAUGAUCAUAACAGCAUAAAUUUGUACAAGAAGAUAGCAACUGCUAACUUCACAUUCCCUUCUUGGUUUUCUUUUGGCAUCAAGAAAUUGUUGACAAGAAUUCUAGAUCCUAAUCCAGUGACGAGGAUGACUAUCUCUGAAAUAUUGGAGGAUGAAUGGUUUAGAAAUGGCGACAACCCUCCUGUUUUUGAUGGAACGUAUGAAACAAGUUUGGAUGAUGAUCAUGCUGCUUUCAAGGUCUCGCAAGAUCACCAAAUGAUGGGGAAGGAAGAACAACCAGCAGCACUGAAUGCAUUUGAGCUUAUAGGCUUGUCAAAGGGCCUAAAUCUUGGUAGCUUGUUCAAUAUAGAACAGGAAUUCAAGAGAGAAACUAGGUUUACAUCAACAUGUUCUGCCAAUGAAAUCAUCAGAAAGAUUGAAGAAGCUACAAAGCCUCUUGGAUAUGACAUUCACAAGAAGAACUACAAGAUGAUGCUUCGAAAUAUAAAAGCAGGAAGGAAGGGAAAUCUCAAUGUUUCUGCCGAGGUAUUUCAAGUGGCCCCCUCGUUGCAUAUGGUUGAGAUACGGAAGGCUAAAGGGGAUACGCUAGAAUUCCAUCAGUUCUAUAAAACGCUCUCAACAUCCCUCAAGGAUGUAAUUUGGCUAUCUUAAGAGGAUUUACCAGCCCAAUCUCCCAAAUUAUAAGAUCAGAAAGCAUUCUUCUCCCGUUCAGAAAACUCUCCUUAUACUAUCUUUUAUUUUAUUUUAUUUUUUGGGCGGAGGUCAAGCUGGUUUACAAUGGUCACUCAGGCUUUGUUUGGG